Messenger RNA from Nerophis lumbriciformis (worm pipefish), 1029 nucleotides. NCBI's taxonomy places the organism in Eukaryota, Metazoa, Chordata, Actinopteri, Syngnathiformes, Syngnathidae. The record is from RefSeq and is a predicted model, not a curated record.
AUGAAUUAUCGGAGAGUUGUGAACAAGUGCGAGAAGAAAGCUGAGGCUCGAUCGUCACGGGAAGGCAAGACUCAGCCACGGUCUCAGGCGACCAUGGAGGGGACGUCCCUGUGGAUCUCCAUUCUUAUUUUACUCCUGCAAUGUACCCCCUCCAUUCCUGUCACUGUCUCGACCAACAAACAAAAGGUGGAGGUGCGAGAGUUCUCAGACGCUGUGCUGUCCUGCAUGUUUCGUACGGAGAGGGACCAGAAUCCACGCAUCGAGUGGAAGAAGAAGGGCAAAGAUGUUUCUUUCGUUUAUUUUGACGGGCACUUCCGAGGUUCAUUCGAGGGUCGCGCGAGCAUCGAAGGAGCCACCGUGACGUUGCGCCGGGUCACCCAGGAGGACGCCGGCGAGUACCGCUGCGAGAUCAGUGCUCCUCUAGACUCGGUCAAUUUGGGUGAGACCAACGUCACGCUCAGAGUCUUAGUGCCCCCCGACACACCGUCCUGCGAAAUCCCCAGUUCAGCAGUGACCGGCUCUGCUGUGCGGCUGCGCUGUAGCGACCAGCAGAGCGUCCCGCCCGCGACGUACGCAUGGUACAAGGACGACCAGCUGAUGAUCCCCCUGCGCCACGCCAACGCCACCUUUCUCAUCGACUCGCACACUGGAGUACUGGAGUUCAAAGCCGUGGCUAAAAAGGACAGCGGUCACUACAGCUGCCGGGCUUCCAACGGGGUGGGAAAGCCCACCGUGUGUCAGGGCAGGCACAUGACCAUAGAGGAUGUCAACAUAACCGCCGUGGUGGUGGCAGUACUGGUGAUCUCCCUGCUGUUGCUGGUCUGCGGAUGCGGGGGUUUCCUGAUGCGCCGCAACGGCUUCUUCACCCCAGGACACAGAGGAAGGUCUUUUUGGAUCUCCCAGUGUCACGGUGGCUCUCACAUCAGCAACCAAAACCUGAACAGAACAGAGGACACGUCCAAUGUCAACUAUAUCCCGCCGCCACAGGAACCACAGGAUUUCAAACACACGCAGUCGUUCAUGCUGUGA